Nelumbo nucifera (sacred lotus) is the source of this 1514-nucleotide messenger RNA. Its product is annotated as putative jasmonic acid carboxyl methyltransferase 1. The record is from RefSeq and is a predicted model, not a curated record. NCBI's taxonomy places the organism in Eukaryota, Viridiplantae, Streptophyta, Magnoliopsida, Proteales, Nelumbonaceae. Gene Ontology annotation, molecular function: methyltransferase activity.
ACCAAGAUCAAGGAAGGAAGAAGAAAGGCUCCAAUUCUUUAACUGUUGAAAUAUCGAAAUUGCUACCACAUCAACCUGUGAAGUUCCGAUCUUCAAAUUCCCAUGAUUCAAAAGGUGGAAGAUACGAGUGGUCUAUGUCUAUAUAUUGAGAGAGAAAGCGCGCUGGAAAAUAUCUGAGUGACGAACUUCUUUCCAAGGCAUCAUGGACGUUGCGCAAAUACUCCACAUGAGGAGAGGAGAUGGAGAAGAUAGUUAUGCUAAGAACUCAAAUGUCCAGAAAGUGAUUAUAUGUAGAGAGAAGGCAGGCAUAGAGGAAGCUUUAGAGGCGUUUGAUUUCAAUAAAAUGUGUGAGGCGAGUGAGAGCUUUAAAAUAGCGGACAUGGGAUGCUCUUCAGGACCCAACGCAUUGUGUGCAGCAAAGGCGAUUGUGGAUGGAAUUUAUAGGAGAUGCCAGGGAUUGGGUUGUCCCUCGCCUGAAUUACUUAUUUACUUGAAUGACCUUCCGGGAAACGACUUUAACAUGCUAUUUCAGUCGCUGUCCUCCUUUAAAAACCUCAACGGGGUCGGCGGGGAAUGUUUUAUUGCAGGGAUGCCGGGAUCUUUUUAUGGGAGGCUAUUCCCCACAAGGACCCUACACUUCGUGCAUUCUUCCUCCAGUCUUCAUUGGCUCUCUCAGCAGGUGCCUCCAGAUCUUGAGAAGAAAGCCAUAAGAGCGUUAAAUAAGGGGAAUAUCUACAUAUCAAAGACCAGUCCACAGUCCGUGCUAAAAGCGUACGCCGUUCAAUUCCACAAGGAUUUUACAUCAUUCCUCAACUCACGCUCCCAAGAAAUAGUUCCAGCAGGGCGUAUGGUGAUAUCAUUGUUUGGAAGGACAGGUGACGAUCCCACCUCCCCCGAAUGUUGCCAACAAUGGGACCUCUUGGCCCAAGUCUUCAGGGACAUGAUUGUAAAUGGUCUCCUCCAGGAGGGGAAGUUGGAUUCAUUCAACAUCCCCUUCUAUUCACCCAGUCCACAAGAACUCACAUCGGCUGUACACAAUGAGGGGUCUUUCACUCUGAAUCGCCUUGAGAUACUUGAAAUCGAUUGGGAUAGAGUUACGAGCAGUGAAACAAGUAAUGGUUCUACCAAAACAAUAUUGGACAACCAAAGUAUUAGCCAGAGCACAGUGAAAUUCGUCAGAGCUGUAAUGGAGUCGCUGCUCGAGAGUCAUUUUGGGAGGGAAGUAAUGGACCCUCUUUUCCGGAGGCACGAACAAAUCGUAUGUGAUCACUUGUCUCGGAACAGAAACAACAAGUACAUUUGUAUCAUCCUUUCCUUGACAAAAACCUAAGCACCUUCACUUCAACUCAUUUGGCACUUCUAUAUAUUAAUUUGUUCUAAUUACCUAGUUUGUGUAAACAAAUAAGCAUUAUAGAUCAAAAUCUUAAUUUUGUAAACUUAUUAUUAUUAUGGUUGAUUGAAUGCAUGGGCAUGGCGGUGUUCAUGUUGGUUUGGUCAUCUUAGCCUUAUUUUAA